Molecule: messenger RNA, 1819 nt
Organism: Fomitiporia mediterranea MF3/22
Lineage: Eukaryota; Fungi; Basidiomycota; Agaricomycetes; Hymenochaetales; Hymenochaetaceae
Product: permease for cytosine/purines uracil thiamine allantoin
Exons: 12
Coding region: 4-1569 (521 amino acids)
Biological process (GO): transmembrane transport
Cellular component (GO): fungal-type vacuole membrane; plasma membrane
Molecular function (GO): transmembrane transporter activity
Source: RefSeq, a predicted model, not a curated record
GCCAUGGCCUCCCAAUCAGCCUCGACAUCUUCCCCAGAUCAUGAUGAUAAAGAGAAGUACGGCGGCACUGUCAAUCAUCAUGUUGUUGGCGUCAAGGAAGAAGCUCCGGAAACAUUCUAUGUCUCUAAGUAUGGAGCUCUAGGUCCUAUACUCUCUAGGAUGUUCGCAAGUGGUGUUGAGGCUAGGGGCGUUGAGCGAGUGCCGGAAGAUAAGCGAGAUCCGAAGAAUACCUGGAAUAAUCUUCUUAUGUGGUGGUCUGUAAAUACCGUAUUAACGACUAUCCCGGUCGGUACAUUAGCGCAAGAUGCUUUUACCCUAACUUUACCACAUGCCAUCGCAACUAUAUUCUGCUUUGGUGCUCUCGGAGCAGUUGCGACUGCGUUCAUAUCCACACUUGGCCCGCAGACAGGUUUGCGCACGAUGAUUAUCACACGUUAUAGCUCCGGGUACCUCGGCUGUACCAUCUACUCGAUUUUAAAUAUAUUAACGCAACUCGGUUUCUCGACAACAUGUGUGAUUCUAGGAGGCCAGACUCUCGCAUCGAUCAAUCCGGGAACGCUCCCACUUGUCGUCGGAAUUAUUAUUGUCGCUGUGUGUAGUCUUGUUCCGUGUUUCGUAGGGUAUGAACUAGUUCACAUUUACGAACGCUAUGCUUGGAUGGUCAUUACAAUUAUCAUGCUGAUGCUCUAUGGCUUGGGAGGGAAAGCCGGGUUUGAUAUCAACGCACAGAAGGCUUCUGAAGAUAAGGGGAAAGACCUUGCUGCUGAUAUUUUAAGCUUCGGAGGGAUCGUCUUUGGAUCAUUUACAGGUUGGGCACCAGUUGCCGCAGACUAUAACUGCAGACUCCCGGCGACUAUUUCGAGGACGAAGGUGUUCGUCCUUACCUUCUUUGGCCUGUUCAUCCCGAUUACCUUUGUUGAAAUCCUCGGAGCCGCUCUGAUGACUAUAUCCGACCCGGCGUAUCCUGCUGCCUUCGAGGAUGGGGGGACGGGAGGCCUAUUAAGCCAAGUCCUCUCUCCCUGGAAGGGAGGAGGUAAAUUCAUAUUGACGAUCUUGGCUCUUUCGGUCAUAGCAAAUAACAUCCCGAAUACAUAUUCUGCUGGACUCUCCAUGCAAGCUCUAGGCCGACCAUUUGCGAUCAUCCCGCGUUUCUUCUGGACAUUCCUUGCAUUUGUCAUCUAUACCGUUGCAGGCAUUGCUGGUCGCGAACAUUUCUCGGAAAUCCUAUCCAACUUCCUCGCAAUCCUCUCAUACUGGACAGCAUUCUUCAUUGUGAUCGUCGCAGAGGAACAUUUCAUUUUUCGCAGGAAAGGCGGGCCCUUGGGUGGGUACGACCUUGACUCUUAUGACGACUGGAAAAGACUUCCUCUUGGCCUCGCCGGUAUCACAGCAGGUUGCUGUGGGGUUGCUGGAGCUGUAGUUGGGAUGGCAGAGGUCUGGUAUAUAGGACCCAUUGCGGCUAAACUUGGUCCUUUCGGAGGUGACCUCGGUUUCGAGCUUGCUGCGGCGUUCGCUGCAGUGUCCUAUGUACCAUUGCGUUGGCUUGAGAUUCGGUGGACUGGCAGAUAGUACUUUAUGUAGUUACUGACCUAUUAGUGCUCCGCACCGUAGCGUAAUUUACGGAUACGCCUGCAGCGUAUACGCUUACGCACCGUAUCGUAAGAGAAAAUUUUAGCUGAAAAUACGGGCGUAUAUUUACGCGCGUAUGCGUAUACCAUAAGUAAAAAAUUUCCGUAUACGCCGUAUACGAGUAUACGGUAUUACUAAGCAUAUUCUCUAAUUAAAUACUAAGUUUGAGUUUCUAAACCUCAUUUACUUU